GAUUCCUCUCGACCGGGGACUCUGAAAUCCCUGGCAACCUCGGGCUGAAGGACCAGACGAUGGCCCUCCGGUGGGUGCAGGACAACAUCCGGGCAUUCGGCGGCGAUCCAGCCAAGGUCACCAUCUUCGGGGAGUCAGCCGGCGCCGCGUCCGUUCACUUCCACAUUCUGUCGCCCAUGUCCGCAGGACUCUUCCAGCGCGCCAUCAUGCAGUCGGGAACCGCCAUCUGCCCGUGGGCGCUCAGGGAGGACCACUGGGAAGUGGCAACCCGAAUCGGCGAAAUGGUCAACUGCUCAGGGUCGUCUCCUUUGACCAGUUCAGAGCUGGCCGCCUGUCUGAGGGAGGUCCCUGUCGAAGACCUGGUCAGGGCGCCGAAAAAGUUCAGAGUGUUUACCGAGUUCCCGAGCGUGAUGACGCCCUCCGUGGACGGCGAAUUCCUCCCGGAUCACCCCGCCGCGCUGCUCAGGGAGGGAAGGUACAGCAAGGUCGACGUCAUCACGGGAGUGACCCAGCACGAAGGCCAAUCGAUCGUCUCCUUUCUCAGCGGCAACGGCAGCUCGGCCUCUCUGGUCGAGGACUUCGCCACCAACGGCCCCGUCGUCUCGUACAUGGAGCACGAGGACAACCGCGAGUACCUGGCCCGCCGCCUCUUCCACCACUACUUCGGGCCCCUGGAAGACCUGGGCGGGAAGAUGGGCAUCAUGCAGGAGCUCCUGAGUGACCGCCUGUUCAGGAUGUGCAACCAGGACACCCUCGAGCAGCACGCGCGCGACGCUGCGUUCGGCCGCCGCGCCUUCGCCUACGAGCUGCAGCACGUCGGGGAACACGGCUUCCUGUUGGCUUUCAUGGGCCUUGGCAGUUCUGCCAACGAGCACGUCAGCCACGGAGACGACAUCCAGUACCUGUUCGACUUCGAGGCGAUGAACCUAACUCUGCGUCGCGAGGAGGACCUUUUCGUCAAGAGAAUCAUGGUGGAUCUGUGGACCAACUUCGCCGCCACGGGGCAUCCAACACCUGAUCUGUCUCUGGGCUUCACUUGGGAGCCGGUGACGAAAUCUGGAGACUCCUAUCUGGCCCUCACCUCCUCGCCUUCCAUGAAGACCUACGAUAAUGAAGAGGUCCGCCACUUCUGGAGGAACAUGCCGCUGAAGACCAACCAGCUGCUCGACCCCGGCCGCUUCAGGAGGUGCGAUCGCCCCGCCGUCGCAGGGGCUCCUUCGGACUCCCCAGGGACACUGUGAAGGACUCCGCUGUCGUAGCAUUCGGAGGACACCAACCAAGAGCGCAAUGGAGUUUGUUCGUAUUAGUAAUCUCCCUUAAAAAUUGUCAUUAUCUGGCUCGUAGGUUAUUUGCUCUUGAGGGUGUUACUUGAAUUGCCUCCUUAAACGUGUUUUAAGGGCAAAUUUGGCCACCCAGGCAAUGAGUUCGUUUCUACCCAGGUCAUUUGGUACAUUUGUAUGAUGUUUUGUCACACUUGAUAGUCUGAAAAUUUCUUACACAAUGAAGACAACUUUGGGAUUCCAGGCAAAAGGUUUCAUGUAUGGAUCGUUUGGA
Messenger RNA from Penaeus indicus, 1554 nucleotides. Its product is annotated as venom carboxylesterase-6-like. The annotation marks the transcript as partial. The record is from RefSeq and is a predicted model, not a curated record. Lineage: Eukaryota; Metazoa; Arthropoda; Malacostraca; Decapoda; Penaeidae. The transcript has 8 exons.